UAAGAUCUUGCAGCAGCUGCAAUCACCUGGGCGUGGCUCUCUUGUCUGACUUUGGCUUCAAGGAUCCUGGGCCCAGGAGCAGAAGCAGGAAAGCUCUGCCGCAGUGCUUUCCAGAUGGCCGAGUUGGACCUGAUGGCUCCAGGGCCGCUGCCCGGGAUCGCAGCUCACUCCCUGGUCACUCUCAGCCCAGACUCUGGGUCAGCCAGCCCAGCAGAAGAGGACAAGCGCUCCCUGGAGAGCCCCCAGGGAGACGUGGAGGGGCUGGGCGCUGGCUCCCAGGAUGGUGGCUGUGGUGAGGAGGAGAUCCCAUGUGACUUCUGCCUGGGGGCCCAGAGGGUGAAGGCGGUGAAGUCCUGCCUGACCUGCAUGUUGAACUACUGUGAGGAGCACCUGAGGCCGCACCAGGAGAACAGCAAGCUGCACAGCCACCAGCUGACGGAGCCGGUGAAGGACCGGGACCUGCCCACCUGCCCUGCCCACCACAGCCCGCUGGUCGCCUUCUGCCGCCCGGAUCGCCAGUGCAUCUGCCAGGAGUGUGGCCAGGACCAGCACAGGGGCCAUGCCUCAGUCUCCCUGAAUGUUGCCCGCAGGGACAAGGAGGCUGAGCUUCGGAGCACCCAGCUAGACCUGGAGCGGAAACUCAAGUUGAAUGAAAAUGCCAUUGCCAGGCUCCAAGCCAAUCAUAAAUCCGUUUUGGUGUCAGUGUCAGAGGUGAAGAUGGUGGCUGAGGAGCAGUUUGGGGAGCUCCUUGCUGCCGUGAGGAAGGCCCAGGCUGAUGUGAUGCUCUUCCUGGAGGAGAAAGAGCAAGCCGCUCUGAGCCAGGCCAAUGGCAUCAAGACGCACCUGGAGCACAGCAGCGCAGAGAUGGAGAAGAGCAAGCAGGAGCUGGGGAGGAUCGCUGCCAUCAGCAACACCGUGCUGUUCCUGGAGGAGUACUGCAAGUUUAAGAACACUGAGGACAGUGCCUUCCCUAGCGUUUACAUAGGACUCAAGGACAAGCUCUCGGGCAUCCGCAAGGUCAUCACGGACUCCACUGUGCACCUAGUCCAGUUGCUGCACAACUAUAAGGAAAAGCUCCAGGAGUUCGCGAAGGACGAGGAAUAUGACAUCAGAACGCAAGUGUCAGCUGUGGUCGAGCGCAAGUAUCGGACCUCAAAACCUGAGCCCAGCACCAGGCAACAGUUCCUCCAAUAUGCCUGUGAUAUCGCGUUUGACCCUGACACGGCACACAGGUAUCUCCGGCUGCAGGAGGACAACCGCAAAGUCACCAACACUACACCUUGGGAGCAUCCCUACCCAGACCUCCCCAGCAGGUUCCUGCACUGGCGGCAGGUGCUGUCCCAGCAGAGCCUGUACCUGCACAGGUACUACUUCGAGAUAGAGAUCUCUGGGGCAGGAACCUACUUCGGCCUGACCUGCAAAGGCAUCGACCGGAAAGGGGAGGAGCGCAACAGCUGUAUUUCAGGAAACAACUUCUCCUGGAGCCUGCACUGGAACGGGAAGGAGUUCUCGGCCUGGCACAGUGACACGGAGACCCCGCUCAAAGCCGGCCCUUUCCGGAGGCUGGGCAUCUACAUCAACUUCCCGGGAGGGAUGCUCUCCUUCUAUGGUGUGGAGCCCGAUGCCAUGACUCUGGUUCACAGGUUUGACUGCAAGUUUUCGGAGCCAGUCUACCCAGCCUUCUGGCUUUCCAAGAAGGAAGACACCAUCCGCAUUGUGGAUCUGGGAGAGGAGCCUGAGAAGCCAGCACAGGCCUCAGUGGAGGCUGCUCCUUAGACGCUGGAUCCACAUUCCAAACUGUUUGCUAACCGCAGGGCAGCAGCUUGCCCUCCGGGGACAGAAAUCUCUGCCAGGGGUAGCUGGCUUGAGAAACAUGUGGGUCUGUAAAUGAGGACAAGAGUCAAGAGUCGCUGGCUUCUCCCUUCUGCUCUAUGCUGUGCUGGUCUUCGAGUUUGUAGUCAUAUUCAGGUGAAAGUCCUUUUUGAGUGAUACUCGAGUCUCCAAUCUUUGAGCGACAUCCUCCUGUCUGCUCAGGUGAACGGCACAUUGUAACCUAUAACUGGUAACCAGGAAUCUUCAGGGAGAUAAAAAAAAAAAAAAAUCACAGAAUAAUCGCAAUAAAUUGCUAACUUUAUCACGCAUUUCCUUGGUCCCAGACACUGUUUUGAGUGCUUCUUGUGCAUCAACCCAGGGGCUCUCAUAUAAUCCCAUGGGUGGAUGCUCAUACCAGCCCCAAUUUGAAGAUGGGAAAACUAUGGUCCAGGGGGGAUAGUUAACUUGCUCAAGGUCACUGCGGUCACAUGGUGAGUAGGUGACAGAGCUGGGGUUCAGACUUGAAGGGGUGGCAUUAAACUUUUAACCACUAUA
Myotis davidii is the source of this 2367-nucleotide messenger RNA. It is a transcript of the gene TRIM16, whose product is annotated as tripartite motif containing 16. Gene Ontology annotation, molecular function: zinc ion binding; protein binding. The record is from RefSeq and is a predicted model, not a curated record. The transcript has 6 exons. The coding region runs from base 115 to 1776 and encodes 553 amino acids. Lineage: Eukaryota; Metazoa; Chordata; Mammalia; Chiroptera; Vespertilionidae.